Messenger RNA from Oncorhynchus nerka (sockeye salmon), 3508 nucleotides. Its product is annotated as protocadherin-1. Bases 64 to 3276 code for a protein of 1070 amino acids. Gene Ontology annotation, cellular component: plasma membrane. Gene Ontology annotation, biological process: homophilic cell-cell adhesion. Gene Ontology annotation, molecular function: calcium ion binding. Lineage: Eukaryota; Metazoa; Chordata; Actinopteri; Salmoniformes; Salmonidae. The transcript is spliced from 4 exons. The record is from RefSeq and is a predicted model, not a curated record.
UUACAGUCAGCCCACCGGGUUCCAUGCAGUUUGAGUAAUGCACUGAGGUUAAUUAUCUACACAAUGGCGGAUACUUUAAUGUCACGCGCGGAGGGGAUUCUGCGGGUCGUUUCAAGCUUCUCGUUUAUUCGGUGUGUUUUACUGAGUAUGUUAAGAUCAGCACAAUCUUGCCUCAUUGAAUCACCGAUGCGUUUCCAGUCAAGCGGAGUGAUGGUGCUGAGGUGGGAUGCCACGUUGGUGUUGGCGGCCAUGCUUCUGGUUUGCUGUGCCGCCGAUCCCACUGACAUUCUCUACCGGAUGCUCGAGGAGCAGCCGCCCAACACGUUGAUCGGCAGCCUGGCAUCGGACGAGGGCCUCCCCGACUCAGGCCACCUGUACAAGCUGGAGGUGGGCACCCCUUACCUGCGCGUGGACGGCAAGACGGGAGACAUUUACACCACAGAGGUCCCCAUCGACCGUGAGACACUGCGGGACUGCCGCAACCUGUUCGAGGGCGACAAGUGCUUCCUGGAGUUCGAGGUGUCCAUCACGGACCUGAAGCAGGGCCAGGGACCGCGGCUGAUCGAGGGCCGCAUCGAGGUGCAGGACGUCAAUGACAACACACCCCAGUUCACCUCGCCCAUCCUCAUGCUGUCCAUCCCAGAGAACACACACAUCGGGGCGCUCUUCUCCAUCCCCAUGGCCAGCGACAAGGACUCGGGCCACAACGGCGUGGCCGAGUACUCGCUCAGCGCCGGGCCUGACGCCGACCAGCUCUUCAGCCUGCAGGUGGCCGAGGACACAGACGAGAAGCAGCCGCAGCUCAUCGUCAUGGGCAACCUGGACCGCGAGCAGAAAGACUCGUACGAUCUCAACAUCCGUGUGGUGGACGGGGGCACACCACCACGAGCCAGCAGCGCCCUGCUGAGGGUGACCGUCACCGACCAGAACGACAACGCACCCAAGUUUGAGAGGAGCCACUAUGAGGCUGAGCUGGCUGAGAACAGCCCUGUGGGACACUCAGUCUUGCAGGUGAAAGCCAACGACGCUGACAUGGGUACCAACGGGGAGAUCGACUAUAGCCUGCACCAGGCCUCCGAUGCCGUCCAGAGGUUGCUACGCAUUGACCGCUCCACAGGGAUCAUCUACGUCAAGGGGCUGGUGGACCGAGAGGAGGAGAGCUUCCUCAAGUUCUUCGUGGUGGCCAAGGAUCGCGGCCCCAACUCCAAGAGCUCCAAAGUCCUGGUGACCAUCAACGUCAAGGACCAGAACGAUAACGCACCCGCCAUCGAGAUCCGUGGCAUCGGCCUGGUCACCCACCACGACGGUGUGGCCAACAUCUCAGAGGACAUGCCCAUCGGCACGCCUGUAGCCCUGGUGCAGGUGUCGGAUCGUGAUGAAGGGGAGAAUGCUGUGGUCACCUGUGUGGUGGCCGGGGACGUCCCCUUCCAGCUGCGGCCCGCCAGCGAGUCAGCCAACGACCGCAAGAGGAAAUACUUCCUGCAGACCACGACCCUGCUAGACUACGAGCGCAUCAAGGACUACAGGAUUGAAAUAGUAGCGGUGGACUCCGGUAACCCUGCACUGUCCAGCACAAACUCCCUGAAGGUGCAAGUCACCGACAUGAAUGACAAUGCCCCUGUCUUCUCCCCCACCCUGUUUGAGGUGGACUUUGCAGAGGAGAAUCAGCCAGGUGAUAAGGUCCUGGAUGUGGUGGCCACAGACGCGGACAGUGGGUCCAACGCAGAGCUGACCUACAGCAUCAUUAUGGACUCGACCACUAAGGGGCUCUUUGAGAUCGACCCCAAAACGGGAGAGGUGCACGUGAGGAAUACGCUGGACCGUGAGCACAGGGAGCAGUACGAGUUCCACGUGGCGGCAGCCGAUAAGGGCUCGCCUAGCCUGAGGGGGACGGCCACGGUGGUGAUCAAGGUGCUGGACCGUAACGACAACGACCCCAAGUUCAUGUUGAGCGGCUACAGCUUCUCCGUCUUGGAGAACAUGCCUCCGCUCAGCCCUGUUGGCAUGGUGACGGUCAUCGAUGCAGAUAAGGGCGAGAACGCCAUGGUGCGACUCUCGGUGGAGCCCGACAAUGGCAAGUUUGUCAUCCAGAAUGGCACAGGUACUAUCCUCUCCAGCAUAUCCUUUGACCGUGAGAAGGAGAGCACAUACACUUUCCGCCUCAGGGCUGUGGAUGCCGGUGACCCUCCCAGGUCCUCCUACGUGGGUGUGACCAUCAACGUCUUGGACGAGAACGAUAACUCCCCCUACGUAACCAAGCCCUCUAACUCCUCCUACAAGUACCUCCCGCCUCUCACGACCCCCGAGACACGCGUUGAAGUGGUGGAGGCCGAAGACAUCGACACGGGACCCAACGCCGAGAUGGUCUACAGCAUUACCGGCGGGAACCCCUACGGACUGUUUCACAUCUCGCCCAACAAUGGGGAGAUCACCCUGGCCCAGGAGUUCACCCGCAAGCACAACGGGCUCCACCGUCUGGUAGUGAAGGUGAGCGACAAAGGCAAGCCACCACGCCACACCACCGCCCUGGUCCACAUCUUCGUCAAUGAGACCAUGGGCAACAUCACCCUGAUCGAGUCUCUGGUGGGUCACAGCCUCUACACUCCUCUGGACAGAGACAUUGCCGGGGACCCCAACUAUGCGCUGGCCCAGCGCAGCAACAUCCUGUAUGGCAGCCUAGCGGGCAUCGCCGGAGUCAUCCUGGUCAUUGUGGUGGUGGUGGUGAUCCGUCAUCGCAUGCAGAAGGACACCAAGAGCGGCUACCAGGCGGGUAAGAAGGAGAGCAAGGACCUGUAUGCCCCCAAAGCAGGGCCCAAGAAUGGCAAGGGCAAAAAGAGCAAGAAGGGCAAGGUGCCCAAGCCCACCAAGCCACUGGAGGAGGACGAAGAGGCCAGCCUCCAGAAGGGCCUCAACUUCAACCUCAUAAACGAUAGUGUCAAUGACAGUCCCCGGAUCCACCUGCCCCUCAACUACCCCCCGGGCAGCCCCGACCUGGGCAGACACUACCGCUCCAACUCCCCACUGCCCUCCAUCCAGCUGCAGCCCCAGUCCCCCUCUGCCUCCAAGAAGCACCAAGCCGUUCAGGACCUGCCCGCCACCAACACCUUUGUGGGCACAGGUGACAACAACUCUACAGGCUCCGAUCAAUAUUCGGAUUACAGCUACAAGGCAAACCCGCCGAAAUACAGCAACAAACAGGAGGCAUAUCUUUGGUUGGGCACCUACACUGCCCCACACAGAGUCAUUCCGUAUAUUUUAAUGUGUUUAGAGAAAUAAUUUGGUUUUAAAGUCUCUCUUUAUGGCAGGAUUCUAUUUCCUUUCACACUGAGUUUGUUCAUUUGAGUGUGACAAAGUGCUGGUGAAUUCCUCAGACAUUUUUAUUGUCUGUUGGCUACCACUGGAUAGUACAAUCUUGGCCUAACUGCACAUGUUUUAUGUUUUCACUUCCAAAUAAUUAAAACCUUUCACCAAAGGGUAGAUAGCGAAGGGGAAGGAAGGGAGAGGAGGA